AUGACGUCUGAACCAUUAAAGGAUGGAGAUACCAAAUCUUCCUCCGUUGACCCAGUUGUAACCCAAACUAUCAAUGCUGCCUUAGAACAGUUAAAUUUGGAUGCCAUCGAUAAUCCUAUUAUAGAUGCCGCGGCAGAAAAAAAAGAAGAAGGCAAUGCAAAUUCAAGAACUGAAGUCUUUGCUUCCAACAUACCCCCUCCUCAUAUGGUUGGCAUGAGUUUUGUUCCAUAUUCCCAAAUGAUGCCAAUGCCUCAUCAACCAGGUUUUUUUCCACCUCCAGAAUUUCAAGAUUCAGUCACUGAUUCUAGAAACCAUAUUAUGUUUAAUGGAUCUAACUCUAGCGUUGGCAUUGUCCAUUCACCAAAUUUCAUGUCAGAUCCAAGAAAUAUGAACCCAUAUAAUAACCAUAUGCUAUCAAAAGACCCUUUAUGGCCAGGUUCUGGUAAUAUGGGCGAUAGUUUCCAAAUUUUCCCUGAUAACUCGGCCAUUCUGGAAGAUAAUAUGCCAAACGAUGGUUCUGGUGGUGCUGCUUUAGCUUUUAGAAGACAAACUUUCCAUGCCAUUUCUACUAAUGAUCUAAUCCCCAACAAAGCUCAAGAUGAAAAUAGCAGUACUGAACCAAAGGGUUCCGUAGGCUCUAAAUCGAACAAGUUGGGUUCCGUAUCUAACGUUGGUUCAAAGACUAGAACUCAGUCAACUUCUAUUCAGGGAUCUGAUAGAGACGCCUUGUUUUUACAACCACCUUCUGCCAAAGCUAAAGAUUCAAACUCAAACGGUGACAAUGAAGAUGAGAGUUCCAAAUUAAAGGACAUGAAUAACCUAAACACCUAUUCUGCAGCAUACCCCUACGGAGGCCCUCUUUUACAUCCGAACCCUAUUAUGACAGAGGCUGGAGCACACAGUGGAAACCCUCCAUUCGGCAUGCCUUCUCCAUUUCUUGGCAGGUUCGAAUAUGGCUCUCCGUUCCAUUCUUUUUCACCUGUCUUGGGUGGACCAAAUCCUGCUCUACAUCCAAAAUCUCCAAUUUCACAUAUUCCCCCUUCUCCAAUUCAAUUGGGACCAGGCCAUGAUAUGAUGCCAAAUGUAGGCCCAAUACCCGAUAAAGAUGGUAAUCUAGUGAGAAAUGGUGAGGAAAUGGCAGGAAUACCAAUGGGACCUCCACAACAUUUUGCUGCAAUGAUGCAGCAAGGCGGUAGCCCACCACCUUGGCUAUAUGGCACGCCUCCAUUUAAUGGCAUGAUUCCAUCGCCACAGCACCCUCAUCCUCCAAUCAAUAGUCCUCACCGUAAGAACCAAAGAGGUCAAGGUAGUAGAGGUAAUCAUUUCGGAACUAGAGGAAACAAGUUUGGUAGAAAUGGUGGCAAUCACUCUUAUUUCUAUAAUAACACGGUCCGCGAGCGUAACAUGGAGGGAAACUCCAGGUACAUUGAUGCCACUCUAGAUCAAUUCAUUGGUAAUAUUUAUUCUCUUUGUAAAGACCAACAUGGCUGUAGAUUUCUACAGAAGCAACUUGAUGUCCUAGGAAAAUAUGCUGCUGAUGCAAUCUUUGAAGAGACAAAAGAUCAUACAAUUGAACUGAUGACUGACUCCUUCGGUAACUAUUUGAUUCAAAAAUUGAUUGAAAGAGUUACCACUGAACAAAGAAUCGAAAUUGCCAAGAUUGCAUCUCCAGAGUUCGUUGAUAUCGCCCUAAACUCCCACGGUACAAGAGCGCUUCAAAAAUUAAUCGAAUGUAUCAGUACAGCAGAAGAAGCUAAUAUUAUUAUUGAGGCUUUAAAGCCAGCUGUUGUAAGGCUAAGCAUGGAUCUGAAUGGUAACCAUGUGGUACAAAAAUGUUUGGAAAAGUUGGAGCCAAAAGACUUCCAAUUUAUUUUUGAUUUAGCUAUUGGAGACUGUAUCGAUAUUGCUACACAUAGACAUGGUUGUUGUGUUCUACAACGUUGUCUGGAUCAUGGUACUAAGGAACAGACAACUAGUCUAUGCGAUCAACUUUUGACCAAUCUUGACAAAUUAACAUUGGAUCCUUUUGGUAAUUACGUAGUACAGUACAUCCUGACAAAGGAAGCCGAGAAACAAGACUAUGAGUACACGUAUAAGAUUGUGAAUCUUUUGAAGCCAAAAUUGGCUGAACUUUCUUUACACAAGUUUGGUUCUAAUGUCAUUGAAAAGCUUUUGAAGACUAAUGUUGUUUCAGAAAGUAUUAUAGCAGAAUUGGUAAAAGAAGAUGGCAAGUCCGAUAUCGAAUCGUUAUUAAAUGAUAGUUAUGGUAAUUAUGUUUUACAGACUGCUUUAGAUAUUUCUCAUGAAAAGAAUGAAUAUCUAUAUGGCACCCUCAGUGCACUUGUGACACCUUUAUUAGUCGGCCCAAUUAGAAAUACUCCCCACGGGAAGAGGAUUAUCAGUAUGUUAAAUUUAGAACAGUGA
This is a messenger RNA of Kazachstania africana CBS 2517, 2424 nucleotides long. RefSeq names its product Puf4p (gene PUF4). Gene Ontology annotation, cellular component: cytoplasm. NCBI's taxonomy places the organism in Eukaryota, Fungi, Ascomycota, Saccharomycetes, Saccharomycetales, Saccharomycetaceae. The record is from RefSeq and is a predicted model, not a curated record. Gene Ontology annotation, molecular function: mRNA binding. The transcript has a single exon. Bases 1 to 2424 code for a protein of 807 amino acids. Gene Ontology annotation, biological process: post-transcriptional regulation of gene expression.